UCUUGUUUCGUUGCCUAUUUAAAUAUUGUGAAUGACCUGUGUGCACCUACGAAUUUUGGAAACAGCUGUAAAAUACGACUGUCAGCUGUGGACUACGUACGCAUUUGUUAUUUGCGCGGAAAUGAAAAACAAUCGUCUUUUAAAAAGUAGAUAUGCAUUUUGUUUUUAAUUAAACACACGAUGAAUGACUUGCGCACACUUUGCCGUACUUGUGGCACAACAAUAAAUAAGGAGCUCGACACAAGGCUUUUUGAGGAAUUCAGCUACCAUUUAGUAACUUUAAUCGAAGACAUAACCGACAUGUUGAUUGAAGAUGAUAACAGCCUGCCGGAGCACAUUUGCAUUAGCUGCAAAUCCAUAUUGGAUCAAAUUGUAAAGUUUCGUGCGAGCUGCCUUGAUACUCAUAAGAAACUAUUGGCGGAAAAAGUAAAGAUCAUUAAUAGCACAACAGAUGUGGAAACAGUGUUAGCUUUCGACAAAAUAAGUGUUAUAAAAGAAAGUUACAAUAGCCAUGAUGAACUACAACAGGCAAAAAUAAAAGAAUCAGAGACUCCCCUAAAAAGUACGCCUCUCUUUAAGUGCAAGAAAAUAAACAAACCCGAGAAAACCAAAGACAGGCGCACAAGAACAAAAACAUGGAUUUGCGAACAGUGUGGCGGAGAAUUUAGAUGCUCCACAUAUUUAAAAUUACAUAUGUUGCGUCACACAGGCACAAAGGAAUUCGAAUGUGACAUUUGUAAGAGCAGAUACUAUACCAAAAACGAGAUGCAGCGCCAUAAGAUCUUGCACACGAACGCAAGACCAUAUUCGUGUCGUUUUUGUAACAAAACAUUUCGGGGCACGAGCAGCAAAGCAGUUCAUGAAAGGACUCAUACGAACGAAAGGCCAUUUGCUUGCCAAUAUUGUGAUAAAACCUUUACAUCCACUUCAGUUCGAAAAAUGCACGAGCGCGUGCAUGUGAAUCAUCGAAACUAUCACUGUGAACCGUGCGACCAAUGGUUUUUACGACCUUCACAUUUGUUAUUACAUCAACGCACCAAACUGCAUAAGAGUAAAACUAAUAGUGACUAGAUGCCUUAUAUCUCUUGCCUGUUCG
Drosophila novamexicana is the source of this 1096-nucleotide messenger RNA. RefSeq names its product zinc finger protein 675-like. Gene Ontology annotation, molecular function: zinc ion binding; DNA-binding transcription factor activity; RNA polymerase II cis-regulatory region sequence-specific DNA binding. Gene Ontology annotation, cellular component: nucleus. The coding region runs from base 181 to 1071 and encodes 296 amino acids. NCBI's taxonomy places the organism in Eukaryota, Metazoa, Arthropoda, Insecta, Diptera, Drosophilidae. The record is from RefSeq and is a predicted model, not a curated record. Gene Ontology annotation, biological process: regulation of transcription by RNA polymerase II. The transcript is spliced from 4 exons.